Toxotes jaculatrix (banded archerfish) is the source of this 3613-nucleotide messenger RNA. RefSeq names its product transient receptor potential cation channel, subfamily C, member 4b (gene trpc4b). Lineage: Eukaryota; Metazoa; Chordata; Actinopteri; Toxotidae. Gene Ontology annotation, biological process: manganese ion transport; calcium ion transmembrane transport; regulation of cytosolic calcium ion concentration. Gene Ontology annotation, cellular component: cation channel complex; membrane. The coding region runs from base 337 to 3090 and encodes 917 amino acids. Gene Ontology annotation, molecular function: inositol 1,4,5 trisphosphate binding; protein binding; store-operated calcium channel activity. The record is from RefSeq and is a predicted model, not a curated record. The transcript has 11 exons.
AACGUGCAGUUCGUGCUCGGUUCGCGAGAGAAGAUAGCUCACCUCUCGUUCACACCUGCUCCGGCGCGUGCGUUUUUCCAGAGACACGUGCAGGUCAAUAAAAUGUCCUUAAAAUGCCCCCUUAGAGCAGAGAGCGAAAGGGGUGGGCAGGGGAUUGCAUGACAAGCCAUUAAGUUACAGCGUCUUCAGUGGACGCUUUAGUUGUAAGAUGAAGAUCCAACCACGCAACUUUCCUCUCUGACAGCCGCAGCCUCUGAGUCUCCGGCGAACGCUCAAUGAGUAAAUCAGAACCGGAAAGCAACAGGAGGACGUUGACACUGUGAUACUGUAGCAGCAAUGUCCCAGCUGUAUUACCGGAAAACUGACAACUACUCAUACAGGGACCGUAUCCCUCUGCGGAUCGUGCGGGCCGAAUCUGAGCUCUCUGCCCUGGAGAAGGCCUACCUGGGGGCCGUUGAGAAAGGGGACUACGCCAGUGUGAAACAAGCCCUGGAGGAGGCUGAGAUCUAUUUCAGAAUCAAUAUCAACUGCAUCGACCCCCUGGGACGCACAGCCCUGCUCAUUGCCAUUGAAAACGAGAACUUGGAGAUCAUUGAGCUUCUGCUUAGUUAUAACGUGUAUGUAGGUGAUGCCCUGCUACAUGCCAUCCGUAAAGAAGUGGUGGGGGCUGUGGAGCUGCUACUCAACCACAAGAAGCCACGUGGGGAAAAACAGGUCCCACCAAUCCUUCUGGACAAACAGUUUUCAGACUUCACCCCGGACAUUACUCCAAUCAUCCUUGCAGCCCAUACCAACAACUACGAGAUCAUCAAACUGCUCGUGCAGCGAGGUGUUUCCAUACCGCAACCACAUGCUGUACGUUGCAACUGCGUGGAAUGUGUGUCCAGUUCAGAUGUGGACGGCCUGCGUCACUCUCGCUCGCGUCUCAACAUCUACAAGGCCCUUGCCAGCCCAUCUCUCAUUGCCCUCUCUAGUGAGGAUCCUUUCCUCACAGCUUUUCAGCUCAGCUGGGAGCUGAAGGAGCUGAGUACAGUGGAGAACGAGUUCAAGUCAGAGUAUGAGGAGCUGUCCCAUGUGUGUAAACAAUUUGCAAAAGACCUCCUGGACCAGACCCGAAGCUCUAAAGAGUUGGAAAUAAUCCUCAACUACCGUGAUGAUAUCAACCCUCUGCUGGAUGAGAACGCUAAUGAUCUGGCACGGCUGAAGUUAGCUAUCAAAUAUUGCCAGAAAGAGUUUGUUGCUCAGCCCAACUGUCAGCAGCUGCUGGCGUCUCGGUGGUAUGAUGAGUUCCCAGGCUGGAGGAGGCGUCACUGGGCAGGAAAGCUCAUCGCGUGUAUCUUCAUUGGCCUCCUCUUUCCACUGUUAUCCAUCUUCUACCUGAUCUCUCCAAAGAGCCGCUAUGGCUUAGUCAUCCGUAAGCCUUUCAUCAAGUUCAUCUGUCACACCACUUCCUACCUGGCCUUCCUCUUCUUGCUCUUCUUGGCCUCGCAGCACAUAGCCUCUGCAAACCCAAACUGCCAGGGCCCAGAACCCACUGCUGUGGAAUGGAUGAUCCUGCCUUGGGUGCUUGGCUUUAUAUGGACUGAGAUCAAACAGAUGUGGGACAGUGGUUUCCAAGACUACAUAGAUGACCGGUGGAACUUAAUGGACUUCAUAAUGAACUCCUUGUAUCUUGCAACAAUUGCCCUGAAGAUUGUUGCCUAUGCAAAGUACAGGGGGGAAAAAUCCAGAGACAGCUGGGAAAUGUGGCACCCAACUUUGGUGGCAGAAGCAUUGUUUGCUAUCGCCAACAUCUUCAGCUCCUUGCGCCUCAUCUGCCUUUUCACUGCAAACUCGCAUCUGGGGCCUUUACAGAUCUCACUGGGUCGCAUGCUCCUGGACAUCCUCAAGUUCCUCUUCAUCUACUGUCUAGUGCUUCUAGCCUUUGCCAAUGGCCUCAACCAGCUGUACUUCUAUUAUGAAACAGAUGACCUUAAUUGCAAGGGUAUUCGCUGUAAUCAGCAAAACAACGCCUUCUCAACGCUGUUCGAGACACUGCAGUCAUUAUUUUGGUCUGUGUUUGGCCUGAUUUCCCUCUAUGUGACCAAUGUUAAACCAAAACAUGAAUUCACUGAGUUUGUGGGCACUACCAUGUUUGGCACAUACAAUGUGAUCUCCCUGGUAGUGCUUCUGAACAUGCUAAUUGCAAUGAUGAACAACUCCUACCAGCACAUAGCUGAUCAUGCAGAUAUAGAGUGGAAAUUUGCAAGAACAAAAUUAUGGAUGAGUUAUUUUGAAGAGGGGGGGACUUUGCCAUCUCCCUUCAAUAUAAUACCUAGUCCAAAGUCAGUUUAUUAUCUAAUUGGAUGGAUAAAAUCAUUUUUGGUUAGGAGACCAAGCCUAAAAAGGCUCGAAACAUUUGAAACUUUGGGGAGACGUGCAGCAGAAAAUGUAAGAUUAAACCAUGAGUAUCAGGAGGUUUUGAGGAACCUUAUGAAGCGGUAUGUGGCUGCAAAGAUCAGAGAUGCCAAGACAGCGGAGGGUUUGACAGAAGAGAAUUUCAAGGAGCUUAAGCAAGAUAUCUCCAGUUUCCGCUAUGAAGUCCUGGGAAUGAUGAAGGGUAAAUCUCAUGGUAGGGGAUCAAGUAAAGUUGCAAGCGCCACCUUGGCAUACCCUGGAAGCGCAUUUCAAUACUCUCCCAAACUGCCUACUGAUGAGUCUGAACAGAAGCUGAAUCUAUUUGAUGUGAUCACCACCAACACCCUACAGAGUGGAGAUUCCAACAGCACCAGCUCUGUUUUUUCUAACAGACUCGCCAAUGGUUCAGUUUUUCCGUCCAGUACAGGAAAGACUGAACUAUGUAAGGAUGUCUCAGAUGCUGGGCCACUCCAGAGACUGAGCAGACUCCCCUCUCAGAAAUGUGAUGAAAUAUAUCCAUUGUCAAAGGAAGACUCAUUGGAAUCUGGUGGACAAAACCAAGAACACCUUCAGGCUGAGGAAGUAAUUGUGGAAGUCUUACAGAAAGUAGAGGAGAACAUUCAAGAAACUGAAGAUUCUGGCAAAGAGCACAUUAAGGAAGUAACAAACGGGCCAAAAAAAUAUAAAAAUUAAUCUGUAUCUGUAAUGGGGGGAUGCUAGUCAUAUUUUGGGUUCACUUUUAAAGUUUUAUUCUUUCCUCUGCCAGUUUUAAAAUAGUUUAUUGAAAUAAACUAAUUCUCCCAGGGUAAACAGUACUGUAGUUAAACCGUAUAUUCAUUUUACAUCUUGUAUCCUAUCAUGUAUACAUGGUAUAACAAUAUUAUGUAAUAUGUAACUUGAUGCUCAGUAAAUUGACUGACAUGGGUCAGUAAUUCAUGUUUCACCUUGAGCAAUUAAUUCCAAAGAGCCAAGACACCCUUUUGCCUAUCCUCCAUUCUUAUACCUUGAAAAAAUUUCUUACUGUGAUAUGCAAAAAAUCUCGAAUAUGCAUCUCGAAUCUCUUGUCUAUAGAAAAACUAUUAAUCCUCCUAUGCUGACAGUAUGCAGUUCUUUUUGUUAAAAUUAUUUAUACAGGAAGAAAUAAUCAAGAAAACUAACAUUAAGUAAAAAAGAAAAAAGUUUUUCUUUAAUGCCUGUCCUUACAUUAGACAGUUGA